This is a messenger RNA of Lactuca saligna, 492 nucleotides long. NCBI's taxonomy places the organism in Eukaryota, Viridiplantae, Streptophyta, Magnoliopsida, Asterales, Asteraceae. The record is from the annotation of a GenBank genome assembly.
AUGGAGAUGACACUCAAGGAAGACAACCCAGAUUCUCCAAUGUCUGGAAUCUAUGAGAUACCUGGUGAACCUGCAUUGGUUAUCAAUGGGGUGCCUCCUGUUUGUACCAGUGUCAAUGGUAGUCUGGUUCCCUACAAAGUUUGUUGUGACAUUGAUUCAAAAACAAAUGAGUCUUUGGGUGACUGGUUAGAAGGUAGAAAAGUUCAAAAGCUAUUUGGGGAGAAGUUCUUUAAUGGGGAAGUUACCAAAUUUGACAAAGAAUCGAAUUGGUAUAGAGUGGUUUAUGAUGAUGGGGAUUUUGAAGAUCUUGAAUGGCAUGAGUUGCAGGAAGUUUUACUUCCUCUUGACAUCACAAUCCCAUUGAAGACAUUAGCAUCAAAAGUCAACAAGAGGAGGCAAAAACAUGAUAAAAAAUCUGGUAGAUCUGUGAGUAAGCCCAAAAUCCACCAACAUAAAGGCUUGGAAUCGGAGGUUGAGAAAAUGGAGGUCUAG